ACAAAUGCGUGGAAUGUGGAUUUUGUUAGAAGUUUUUGGCUUGUAGUUAUGAUUAUUUGAUGUGUUCUUCUUUUUGAAUUGAGAAUGCUGGAAAGGAUCUAUUUUUAUGUUAAUUAGAGGUUUUCUUCAUUCUUUUGAUAAGGACUAUAGAGAAAAUGGGACCUCCAAAGAGAUUCAGGAAAGAAGCAGAUAAGCGUGUUGCAAAAAAGAGUAAGGAAGAUUAUGAUGAUUACGAUGAAAAUACGCCUGAUGGAGGAGAACCAGAAGCUAUUCCGGCUGCAGCAAAAUAUGAUAUUGAAAAACAGGAACCUGCACCUGAAGAUGAAUUUGGGGCAAAAGAUUACCGAAGUCAAAUGUCACUCAAACCUGAUCAUUCAUCUAGAGCCUUGUGGGUCGCACCGAAUGGACACAUUUUUCUGGAAUCAUUUUCUCCAGUUUACAAACAGGCUCAGGAUUUUUUAGUCGCAAUUGCAGAACCUGUAGCCCGUCCUAAAUACAUUCAUGAGUAUAAAUUAACAGCUUAUUCGCUCUACGCAGCUGUUAGUGUCGGUCUUCAAACUCACGAUAUAACUGAUUACUUAGAAAAAUUAAGCAAAACGAGUAUUCCUGAUGGAAUCGUCGAGUUUAUAAGGAUUUGUACCCUCUCAUAUGGAAAGGUGAAAUUAGUUUUGAAGCACAACAAAUAUUUUGUCGAGUCUGCAUUUCCGGAAGUUUUACAAAAGUUAUUGAAGGACCCGGUUAUUCAGGAUUGCAGACUUAUUAGAAAUGUAGAUGAAGUCGAUAAGGACGGUUUUAUCACGGAUGUACACGACAAAACGAAUGCUUUACCGUUUGCUUCAAAGCCAGUGACAAGUGAUCAACCUGGCAGUAGUGUGACAAAAGUUCCGGAUGAAAUUUCUACUGUUUAUGACAAAAUUGAUAAGGAGGAUGAAGACGAGGAGGCAGAACAGCAGCUGAAGACUAUCAGCUUUGAAGUUAAUCAAGAAAAAAUUGAAAUAAUACAAAAGAGAUGUAUUGAAUUGGACCAUCCACUGCUUGCUGAAUAUGAUUUCAGGAAUGACACCGUUAACCCAAACAUAAAUAUUGAUUUGAAGCCAUCGGCAGUUUUGAGACCCUAUCAGGAAAAGAGUUUGCGAAAAAUGUUUGGAAAUGGACGAGCGAGAUCUGGAGUAAUCGUUUUGCCUUGUGGUGCUGGUAAAAGUUUAGUUGGAGUGACUGCCUGUUGCACAGUCCGGAAACGUGCUCUCGUUCUCUGCAAUUCGGGUGUUUCGGUCGAGCAAUGGAAAACACAAUUUAAAAUGUGGUCCACAGCAGAUGACUCGAUGAUUUGUCGAUUCACGAGCGAAGCGAAAGACAAACCCAUGGGCUGUGGAAUUUUGGUCACUACUUAUUCUAUGAUUACGCACACUCAAAAACGAUCCUGGGAGGCUGAUCAGACGAUGAAGUGGCUUCAGGAACAGGAAUGGGGAAUUAUGGUUUUGGAUGAGGUGCAUUCCAUACCAGCGAAGAUGUUCAGACGAGUCUUGACGCUUGUUCAGUCGCAUUGCAAAUUGGGACUGACAGCUACUUUACUGCGAGAGGACGACAAAAUCGCAGAUUUAAACUUUUUGAUUGGUCCGAAACUCUACGAAGCUAAUUGGUUAGAAUUGCAGAGAAGAGGAUUUAUCGCCAGAGUGCAGUGUGCGGAAGUUUGGUGUCCAAUGACUGCCGAAUUUUACAGGGAAUAUCUCAACUGCAAGAUGAGCAGAAAGCUGCUCUUGUACGUGAUGAAUCCGAAUAAAUUUCGAGCCUGUCAAUACCUCAUCCGCUAUCAUGAGAGAAGAGGAGAUAAAACGAUCGUCUUCUCAGAUAAUGUUUUCGCUCUGAAGCAUUAUGCUAUCAAGAUGAACAAGCCCUACAUUUAUGGCCCUACUAGUCAGAGCGAAAGGAUACAAAUUCUGCAAAACUUUAAGUACAACUUGAAAGUCAACACAAUAUUCGUGAGUAAAGUCGCAGAUACCUCGUUCGAUUUACCAGAGGCGAACGUUUUGAUCCAAAUAUCAUCACAUGGUGGAUCCAGGAGGCAAGAAGCUCAGAGAUUGGGCAGAAUUUUGCGAGCAAAGAAAGGUGCGAUUGCUGAGGAAUAUAACGCGUUUUUCUACACACUCGUUUCCCAAGAUACUUACGAAAUGGAGUAUUCCAGAAGACGACAACAGUUUUUGGUAAACCAAGGCUAUGCUUACAAGGUUAUCACAAAACUUUCUGGCAUCGAAGAAGAGCCAGAUAUGUUUUACAAAUCUAAAGAGGAUCAGAUAAAUUUGCUGCAGCAAGUUUUGGCUGCCAGCGAUAUGGAUGCAGAUGAAGAAAGAUUGCCUGGAGAAGGAGGUCGUUCUAUUAUUCGCAAAGGUGGGAACAUGGCCUCUUCCUCAGGAGCAGACGAUGCUGUUUAUUACGAGUAUAAAAAGUCUGGUACCUCCGCUGCUAACAAACAUCCAUUGUUUAAAAAAUUCAGAACCUAAAAAAUAUAGAGAUAGAUUUUAGAUGAAUCGGAUGCAUCGCUUGAUUCUAAAAACUAAUUUUAUAAAUGGCUGGAAGUAAUUUGGUGAAUAUAAUAGUAAUAAUUAUUUUCUUUUUUAUGAAUGUUCAUAAUUAAUGGAUAAUUCAUUCUUCUAAAAUACCAAGUUUCAAUUAAUUAGAUUUUAAGGAUAUUACAUUGAUUAAUUACAUGGAAAAUGGUAAAUCCAUGGUAAAAUAAAACAUAGACUGAAGGGUUUUUUUUUACAAAUGUGUUAAGUGCAGCACAAAGUAAUAAAUAUUUUUACUCGGAACAA
Messenger RNA from Belonocnema kinseyi, 2810 nucleotides. It is a transcript of the gene hay, whose product is annotated as general transcription and DNA repair factor IIH helicase subunit XPB. The record is from RefSeq and is a predicted model, not a curated record. The transcript is spliced from 16 exons. Gene Ontology annotation, molecular function: ATP binding; DNA binding; 3'-5' DNA helicase activity. Gene Ontology annotation, cellular component: nucleotide-excision repair factor 3 complex; transcription preinitiation complex; transcription factor TFIIH holo complex. The coding region runs from base 156 to 2498 and encodes 780 amino acids. Lineage: Eukaryota; Metazoa; Arthropoda; Insecta; Hymenoptera; Cynipidae. Gene Ontology annotation, biological process: nucleotide-excision repair; transcription initiation at RNA polymerase II promoter.